Molecule: messenger RNA, 6995 nt
Organism: Verticillium dahliae VdLs.17
Lineage: Eukaryota; Fungi; Ascomycota; Sordariomycetes; Glomerellales; Plectosphaerellaceae
Product: acetyl-CoA carboxylase
Exons: 3
Coding region: 1-6846 (2281 amino acids)
Biological process (GO): fatty acid biosynthetic process
Molecular function (GO): ATP binding; metal ion binding; acetyl-CoA carboxylase activity
Source: RefSeq, a predicted model, not a curated record
AUGACUCAAGUCGAGGCAAACGGCACCGGCCGCGUCGUGCCUCAGUCCAACGGCAAAGCCUCGUACGCCGAGAAGCACAACAUCGCCGACCACUUCAUCGGUGGCAACAAGCUUGCCAAUGCGCCCGCAUCCAAGGUCAAGGAUUUCGUGGCCGAGAACGACGGUCACACCGUCAUCACAAAUGUCCUGAUCGCCAACAACGGUAUUGCCGCCGUCAAGGAGAUUCGCUCCGUGCGAAAAUGGGCGUACGAGACAUUUGGCGACGAGCGCGCCAUCCAGUUCACCGUCAUGGCCACGCCCGAAGAUUUGGCAGCCAACGCUGACUACAUCCGCAUGGCUGACCACUACGUCGAGGUUCCCGGCGGCACAAACAACCACAACUACGCAAACGUCGAAUUGAUUGUCGAUGUCGCAGAGCGGAUGGACGUCCACGCCGUGUGGGCGGGAUGGGGCCACGCUUCCGAGAACCCCAAGCUCCCCGAAUCCCUCGCCGCCUCGCCAAAGAAGAUUGUCUUCAUUGGUCCUCCCGGGUCUGCCAUGCGAUCUCUCGGAGACAAGAUUUCUUCCACAAUCGUCGCGCAGCACGCGGCCGUGCCUUGCAUUCCCUGGUCAGGAACUGGCGUCGACAGCGUCGAGGUCGACAGCCAUGGCAUCGUCACUGUUGCCGAUGACGUCUAUGCGCAAGGCUGCGUCACCUCCUGGCAGGAGGGCCUCGAGAAGGCCAAGGCCAUUGGCUUCCCCGUCAUGGUCAAGGCCUCCGAGGGCGGCGGUGGCAAGGGCAUCCGCAAGGUCGUUUCCGAGGACGGCUUCGAGGAGCUCUACAAGGCGGCAGCCAGCGAAAUCCCCGGCUCUCCCAUCUUCAUCAUGAAGCUCGCCGGCAACGCGAGGCAUCUGGAGGUGCAGCUGCUGGCUGAUCAGUACGGCAACAACAUCUCCCUGUUCGGCAGAGAUUGUUCCGUGCAGCGUCGUCACCAGAAGAUUAUCGAGGAGGCCCCCGUCACCAUUGCCAAGGACGCGACGUUCAAGGCCAUGGAGGACGCUGCUGUGCGUCUUGGCAGGCUCGUCGGUUACGUGUCUGCUGGUACCGUCGAGUACCUCUACUCACACUCGGACGACAAGUUCUACUUCCUGGAACUGAACCCGCGUCUUCAGGUCGAGCAUCCCACCACCGAGAUGGUCAGCGGUGUCAACCUGCCCGCCGCCCAGCUGCAGGUCGCCAUGGGCAUUCCCCUGCACAGGAUCCGCGACAUUCGUCUGCUGUACGGCGUCGACCCGAAGACGUCGACCGAAAUCGACUUUGAGUUCAAGGACCCCGGAAGCGAGAAGACCCAGAGGAGGCCCCGUCCCAAGGGCCACACCACGGCCUGCCGUAUCACCUCGGAGGACCCCGGUGAGGGCUUCAAGCCUUCCAACGGUGUGAUGCACGACCUGAACUUCAGGAGUAGCUCCAAUGUCUGGGGUUACUUCUCCGUCAGUUCCGCCUCCAGUAUCCACAGCUUCUCCGAUUCACAGUUCGGUCACAUCUUCGCGUACGGCGAGAACCGUUCCGCGUCGAGGAAACACAUGGUCAUUGCCCUGAAGGAGCUCAGCAUUCGCGGUGACUUCAGGACAACCGUCGAGUACCUUAUCAAGCUGCUCGAGACGGAGGCCUUUGAGGACAACACCAUCACCACCGGCUGGCUCGACGAGCUCAUCACCAAGAAGCUGACUGCUGAGCGCCCUGACCCCAUGCUGGCCGUCGUCUGCGGUGCUGUCACCAAGGCGCACAUUGCCAGUGAAGACUGCAUCUCGGAGUACCGCAAGAGUCUGGACAAGGGUCAAGUGCCCUCCAAGGACAUCCUGAAGACGGUCUUCGCUGUGGACUUUAUCUACGAGGGCUUCCGCUACAAGUUCACUGCCACGCGUGCCAGUGUCGACGCCUACCACGUUUUCAUCAACGGGUCCAAGUGCGCCGUUGGUGUCCGCGUUCUCAGUGACGGUGGCCUCCUGAUCCUGCUCAGCGGACGCAGCCACAGCGUCUACUGGAAGGAGGAGGUUGGCGCUACGCGACUGUCCGUCGACGGCAAGACGUGCCUGCUCGAGCAGGAGAACGACCCCACGCAGCUCCGCACGCCCAGCCCUGGUAAGCUUGUGAAGUACCUCGUCGACAACGGUUCGCACGUCAAGGCCGGCCAAAGCUUCGCCGAGGUUGAGGUUAUGAAGAUGUACAUGCCCCUCAUCGCCUCCGAAGACGGUGUUGUUCAGCUCAUCAAGCAGCCCGGAGCUACGCUUGAGGCUGGUGACAUUCUCGGCAUACUCGCCCUCGACGACCCCAGCAGGGUCAAGCAGGCUCAGCCGUUCCUCGGCCAGCUGCCCAGCUACGGUGACCCCGUCGCUGUUGGCAACAAGCCCGCUCAGCGGUUCUCGGUCCUCUACAACAUUCUGAAGAACAUCCUCCUCGGCUACGACAACUCGGUCAUCAUGGCAGCCACCCUGAAGGAGCUCGUUGAGGUCCUUCGCAACCCUGAGCUGCCCUACAGCGAGUGGAACGCCCAGUUUGCCGCUCUGCACUCUCGCAUGCCUCAGAAGCUGGAUGCUCAGUUUGGUCAGAUUGUCGAGCGCGCCAAGUCGCGCCACGUCGAGUUCCCGGCCAAGGCGCUGGCCAAGGCUUUUCAGAAGUUCCUCGACGAGAACGUCGCUGCCGGCGACGUCGAUCUUCUCAAGUCCACUCUGGCACCGCUCAGCGAGGUGCUCAGCGCCUACAGUGAGGGUCAGAAGGCGCAUGAGCUGAAUGUCGUCAGGAGCUUGCUUGAGCAGUACGCCGAGACUGAGCAGCUCUUCACUGGUCAGGGUUCUCAGGAGGACAGCACCAUUCUCAAGCUCCGUGACCAGAACAAGGAUGACAUCUCCAAGGUUGUCCAGACUGUCCUGUCUCACAGCCGUGUCAGCGCCAAGAGCUCGCUCAUUCUCGCCAUCCUUGAGGAGUACCGCCCCAACAAGCCCAACGUCGGCAACAUUGGCAAGCAUCUCCGCGAUGCCCUGCGUACCCUGACCGAGCUCCAGUCCUCGCGUGCCACCUCCAAGGUUUCCCUCAAGGCUCGCGAGAUUAUGAUCCAGUGCUCUCUUCCUUCCCUGGAGGAGCGCACCUCGCAGAUGGAGCACAUUCUCAAGUCUUCUGUUGUCGAGUCUCGCUAUGGCGAGGCUGCCUGGGAGCACCGUGAGCCCAAUCUUGACGUCAUCAAGGAGGUUGUUGACUCCAAGUACACCGUGUUUGACGUUCUCACCCUCUUCUUCUCGCACGAAGACCCCUUCGUGUCGAUCGCCGCCCUCGAGGUCUACGUCCGCCGCGCCUACAGGGCCUACAUUAUCAAGAAGAUCGAGUACCACGAGGAUGAGACGGAGACGCCUCUCUUCGUGUCCUGGGACUUCACGAUCAGGAAGAUGGGUCAGAGCGAGUACGGCCUUCCUCUGCAGUCCGCUGCCCCGUCCACCCCUGCCACUCCCAGCGGUCAGUUCGACUUCAAGCGCAUCUCUUCCAUCAGCGACCUUUCGUACUUCAACUCCAAGAUGGACGAGGAGCCCAACCGCAAGGGUGUCAUUGUGCCCUGCAAGUACCUCGAGGACGCCGAGGACCUCAUCGCUCGCGCUCUCGAGGCUCUCGGCGAGAAAAAGAAGGCCGCCCCCGCCCCCGCCCCCAGCCUGCUGCCUGACCUGACCGGCAAGCGCAAGAUUGUGGGCGCCAGCAAGCCUCACGAGCAGGAGCUCUCUGCCGUCAUCAACGUUGCUGUCCGUGAUGCCGAGAGCAAGAAUGACCAGGAGAUCCUUGCCCGCAUCAAGCCCAUCAUCGCUCAGCUCAAGGGUGACCUCCUUGCCCGCCGUGUGCGUCGCAUCAGUUUCAUCUGCGGCCGCAACGACGGCUCAUACCCCGGUUACUACACCUUCCGGGGUCCCGGCUACGAGGAGGACGACAGUAUUCGCCACAGCGAGCCUGCUCUGGCUUUCCAGCUGGAGCUGGGACGUCUUGCCAAGUUCAACAUCAAGCCCGUCUUCACUGAGAACAAGAACAUCCACGUUUACGAGGGUAUUGGCAAGGCCGUCGAGACCGAUAAGCGUUACUUCACUCGCGCUGUCAUCCGUCCGGGCCGUCUCCGUGACGAGAUCCCCACCACUGAGUACCUCAUUUCCGAGGCUGACCGUGUUGUGAACGACAUCUUUGACGCUCUCGAGAUUAUUGGCAACAACAACUCUGAUCUGAACCACAUCUUCAUCAACUUCACACCCGUCUUCCAGCUUGAGCCUUCCGAGGUUGAGAGCAGCCUGCAGGGCUUCCUCGACCGCUUCGGUCCCCGCGCGUGGCGUCUCCGUGUCUCCCAGGUCGAGAUUCGCAUCAUCUGUACCGAUCCUCAGAGCGGCGUUCCCUACCCCCUUCGCGUCAUCAUCAACAACACCUCGGGAUACGUUGUCGAUGUCGACAUCUACUCGGAGCGCAAGUCUGACAAGGGCGAGUGGGUAUUCCACAGCAUUGGCGGCACCCACGAGAAGGGCCCCAUGCAUCUGCUCGCCGUCACGACGCCAUACGCGACCAAGAACUGGCUGCAGCCCAAGCGUUACAAGGCCCACCUCAUGGGAACUCAGUACGUCUACGAUUUCCCCGAGCUCUUCCGCCAGGCCAUCCAGAACAGCUGGGUUACGAGCGUCAAGAAGAACGGUGCUCUUGCUUCGCAGCAGCCCAAGGCCGGUGAUUGCGUCUCGUUCACCGAGCUCGUUCUCGACGACAAGAACAACCUGGACGAGGUCAGCCGUGAGCCCGGCACCAAUGCGUGCGGCAUGGUCGGCUGGAUCUUCAACGCCAAGACCCCCGAGUACCCCAAGGGUCGCAAGUUCAUCGUUGUCGCCAACGACAUCACGUACCGCAUCGGCUCCUUCGGCCCCAAGGAAGACAACUUCUUCAACAAGUGCACGGAGCUCGCGCGCAAGCUUGGCAUUCCCCGCAUCUACUUGUCCGCCAACUCGGGUGCCCGUCUCGGCGUUGCCGACGAGCUGAUCCCCCACUUCAAGGUUGCGUGGAACGACCCUGCCAAGCAGGACGGUGGCUUCAAGUACCUGUACCUCGAUGACGAAAGCAAGAAGGAGUUUGAGCAGGCUGUGAUCACCGAGGAGGUCACGGAGGAGGGCGAGAAGCGCCACAAGAUCGUCACCAUCAUUGGUACGGCCGACGGUCUCGGUGUCGAGUCGCUGCGUGGCUCUGGUCUCAUUGCCGGCGCCACCAGCCGUGCUUACAACGACAUUUUCACCGUGACCCUGGUGACGUGCCGUUCCGUCGGUAUCGGUGCCUACCUCGUCCGUCUCGGUCAGCGUGCCGUCCAGAUUGAGGGCCAGCCCAUCAUUCUGACCGGUGCCCCUGCCCUGAACAACGUCCUGGGUCGUGAGAUCUACACAUCCAACCUCCAGCUUGGUGGCACCCAGAUCAUGUACCGCAACGGUGUCUCGCACAUGACUGCCAACGACGAUUUCGCCGGUGUUUCCAAGAUUGUCGAGUGGAUGUCGUUCGUGCCCAAGGAGCGUGGCAGCCCCAUCCCCAUCAGCCCCAGCAUUGACACCUGGGACCGUGACGUCGUCUACACGCCCCAGCAGAAGGGUGCGUUUGACGUUCGCUGGAUGAUUGGCGGCCGACAGAGAGACGACGGCGACUUCGAGGCCGGCCUGUUCGACAAGGACUCGUUCAUCGAGACCCUCGGCGGCUGGGCCCGUACCGUUGUUGUCGGUCGCGCUCGUCUCGGUGGCAUCCCCAUGGGUGUCAUUGCUGUUGAGUCCCGUUCGAUCGAGAACAUCACGCCGGCCGACCCUGCCAACCCCGACUCGAUCGAGCAGGUCACCAACGAAGCUGGCGGUGUUUGGUACCCCAACUCGGCGUUCAAGACUGCUCAGGCGAUCAACGACUUCAACAACGGUGAGCAGCUGCCGCUGAUGAUCCUCGCCAACUGGCGUGGUUUCUCUGGUGGUCAGCGCGACAUGUACAACGAGGUCCUCAAGUAUGGUUCGUUCAUCGUCGACGCUCUCGUCAAGUAUGAGCAGCCCAUCUUCGUGUACAUCCCGCCCUUUGGCGAGCUGCGUGGUGGUUCUUGGGUCGUUGUCGACCCGACCAUCAACCCUACCGUCAUGGAGAUGUACGCCGACGUUGAGGCCCGCGGUGGUGUCCUCGAGCCCGAGGGUAUCAUUGGCAUCAAGUACAAGAAGGACAAGCAGCUGCAGACUAUGGAGCGUCUCGACCCCGAGUACGCCGCCCUCAAGAAGCAGAGCGAGGCCUCGGGCCUGUCCAAGGAGCAGGUCGACGCGAUCAAGCAGAAGAUGACCAUUCGCGAGAGGCAGCUUCUGCCUGUGUACUCGCAGAUUGCGGUGCAGUUUGCUGACCUGCACGACCGCGCGGGCCGCAUGAAGGCCAAGGGUGUCAUUCGUGACUCUCUCGAGUGGCCCAACGCGCGUCGCUUCUUCUACUGGCGCCUGCGCAGGAGAUUGAACGAGGAGUACAUGCUGAAGCGCAUGGCCACCAACGUGCUGUCUAGCCCCUUCAGCGGCGAGCAGCGCGGCGGCGCCGAGGAGACGCGCCAGCGCAACCUGUCGCUCCUCGAGUCGUGGUCCGGCGUCAUCAACUUUGGCACGGCCGAUCGCGAGGCGUCCGAGUGGUACGAAGCCAACCGCAAGACCAUUACGGAUCGCAUCGAGUCGCUCAAGACGGAGAGCUUCGCCAACGAGCUGACGGCCCUGUUGCGCGCCAACAAGUCGAUCGGCAUGAAGGGUGUCAGGGAUGCUCUGCGCGUGAUGCCCCCUGAGGAGAGGGACAGCAUCCUGAAGUACCUGCGCGAGUAAGAAGGUGUUGGGUAUGUGUGUACGAGUGAGAGAUGGGGUUGGUGACUAUUUAUGAUGCAUCUUCUUAUCGUUGCUAGACUAGGAUCGGGCUGGGAUGCAGCAGGUGUUUGUUUGUAUGGCUAUUUAUGAAUUCCAUCUUUGUUCUGACA